This is a messenger RNA of Zootermopsis nevadensis, 3732 nucleotides long. The record is from RefSeq and is a predicted model, not a curated record. Lineage: Eukaryota; Metazoa; Arthropoda; Insecta; Blattodea; Termopsidae.
AAAGAACUGCAUAACAGUUCCCGACCGUCACGUGUUUGUACAACGUGUCACCUGACAACGGAGCUACAGAUCUGCUGCAAAACAUUACCCGAUAAUCUGUAAAGCGUCGCAGAGACUUCUAUUGUUGACCUAUUAAGACUUCUGAUUGGCCAUCGGUUUCUUGUUCCUUUCUCUUACCCUGAUAUCUGCAUGCUGACAGGUUUAUACUCUGGAACGACGUCAGGGCUGUGAUCACACCAACUAAACCUGCAGGGGUUUGGAGACGAACCAGGCACAUCAGAACUGACCUGAUCUGGAUCAUGGUCACAAUCAUAGUGCUGACUGCUGCACUGUUCAGCGCCUUCACUUAUGGUGGAGCAACUACACUUCGUCUUGAUUCCUCACUGAGUGGAACAUGGAAAGUCAGAAAUGCAAAUGGAAAUAUUGAAGUACCAGCUGUAGUUCCUGGUGGUAUCUACACAGACUUGAGGGCAGCAGGUAUACUGGAGAGAGACAUCUACUAUCGCUUCAAUGACAUUGCAUAUCGAUGGGUGAGCAUGGAAAACUGGACUUAUAGUACAAACUUCACAGUGGAAGAAGAGUUAAUAGAGAAGCAGGAACUCUUUCUAGUUUUUCAUGGAGUUGACACUGUUGCAUCAGUCUACCUCAAUGAUGAGCACAUUGGCAACACUGAUAAUAUGUUUGUUCGCUAUUCAUUCCCUGUCAAGUCAGUUAUCAAAAGUGGAAACAAUGAACUUGAGGUGAGAUUUGAAUCAUCAAUAACCGCAGCCAAAGAACGAUACCAGCAACAAGCCCUGCACUAUCCAGUGCCACCCACAUGUGUUCCAGAUGAAUAUCGUGGGGAGUGUCAUGCAAACCACCUCCGCAAGAUGCAGGCAUCAUUUUCAUGGGACUGGGGACCUGCUUUUCCUUCUGCUGGCCUUUGGAAGGAAGUGGUACUGGAAGCAUUUGAUGAAGCUGUGAUCAGGGAAGUGACAACAAGUGCAACAUUAUCUGAUAACACUUGGCUGUUAAACGUAGGAAUAUUUCUAGAGGCUGGAGAGCAAGUCCUUAAGGUGUAUGGUAAAUUUGAAGCCAGGCUGGAACUGGAUGUGGAUCCUGUAGCUAAAGAAGCAGUACUACUUCCGGAUGAACCUGGUCAAUUCUACACAACUCUCACACUGGAGAUUCCAAAGGAAAAAGUUGAAUUGUGGUGGCCAAACGGAUUUGGCUCUCAGAAGCUUUAUAAUUUAUCAGUUGAUGUCAAAGACAGAAAUGAUACUGUGAUAGGUCAGGCAUCAUUAAGAAUUGGUUUCAGGACUAUUGAACUGAUAGAGGAGCCAGUGGAAUUAGGGAAUGGUCUCACAUUUUAUAUUAAAGUAAAUAAUGUACCAAUAUUUUCCAAGGGUUCCAACUGGAUUCCUUCCCAUGUUCUACCAGAAAAGUCAGCAGAACCAGAUGUAAUUUAUGAUCUUCUGUCAUCAGCCAAGGUCGCUCACAUGAACAUGCUGCGUGUGUGGGGCGGAGGUCUGUAUGAGUCAGAUCUAUUCUACCAGCUUGCAGAUGAAAUGGGAAUCUUGAUCUGGCAAGAUUUCAUGUUUGCCUGCAGUCUGUACCCCACCAAUAAUGAAUUCCUCCAGUCUGUUAAGAAAGAAGUAACACAGCAAGUGCGUCGCCUUCACCAUCACCCGAGCAUUAUCAUAUGGGCAGGUAACAAUGAGAAUGAAGCUGCCCUCAGAGACAACUGGUAUGGUUCAGGCAGCAACUACAGUCUUUACAAGUCAGAUUACAUAAAACUGUAUGUGGAUACAAUUCGACCUGCGGUGCUGGCCGAAGACAGUACUCGCCCAUUCAUUGUGUCAAGUCCAACAAAUGGAAUAGAAUCUGAGAGGGAGGGCUACAUAGCUGACAACCCAUACAGCUCACUAUAUGGAGAUGUGCACUACUACAACUACCUGGCUGAUGCCUGGAAUCCCAAUAAUUAUCCAACAACCAGAUUUGCAUCAGAGUAUGGUUUCCAGUCAUUUCCAUCACUAAACACUCUAUCUAAAGUUUCCAUACCUUCUGACCUUAGUAUGCAGUCUCAGUUCAUUGAUCAUCGUCAGCAUCAUCCCGGUGGAAAUAAUGAAUUGAGAAUUGAGAUACUGCAGAAUCUGCAACUUCAAAAGUACGCAACUCCAGAGGAAGAAUUCCCAACAUUCAUUUACUUCGCUCAGAUAAACCAAGCUAUGUCCAUCAAGACAGCGACGGAGUUCUAUCGCCGAGGACGAAGCCUGCAUACGGCUGAUGGCCAAGGUUCAACUAUGGGUGCUUUGUACUGGCAACUGAAUGACAUCUGGCAGGGAGCAUCUUGGGCUUCUUUAGAAUUUGGUGGAAAGUGGAAGAUGCUGCACUACUUUGCACGCAGAUUCUUUGCACCAGCCCUUGUUUCACCUUCUGUGACAAGUGCUGGAGACUUAGAAAUUCAUCUUAUAUCAGACUACCUGGAAGAUAAGGAAACACUGCUGACAGUGUCAGUGUAUAAAUGGAACAGUCUUACUCCUAUAAAUGAGACUUCAAGCACUCACACACUGAACAAAGCAUCAGUCACUAAAGUGUUCAGUAAGAACUUACUGGACCAUCUGAAUGCUGCUGGAUGUUCAGAGUAUGCUGUGAAGAGUUGCUUUCUGCAUUUUUCACUGACUACAACAAGUGGAGAUGACAUAAGUCCAGAUAAUUUCCUAUUCCCAGGGUCUCUCAAAGAACUGAUUGAUUUUGAACCAGCAAAUAUUACUAUAACAUAUGUUAAACAUGGAACAAAAGCCAACACAUUUGAGAUUGAUAUUACAACUGAUGGAGUGGCAGUGUUUGUAUGGUUAGAGAUUAACGGUAUUGCUGGAGAGUUUUCAGACAAUGGUUUCUUGCUGGUUACUCCAACUCGGACAAUUGAAUUUGUUGCAAAAGAAGAAGUGGCAAGAGAAAAGCUGCAGCAAGCUAUUACCAUUAUAUCACUUGCUGAUGUCUACUGAAUGUGUUGCAGACUUGUAUUUAAAUUCAUAGCAUAAAAUGAUUCACUGAACAGGAUUAAUUUUCUGAGUAAUAAACAUUUGUGACCACACGAAUUUGAGCAGUCUUGCUUCUUAUGCAACAUAUAUUAGAAAAAAUUUAGGAAUGCAUACCUCCACUUCCUUAUACAACUUCAAGGUGUGGUGAUUAGUUAAGCACCAGGAAUAAUACCUUUACCUUAUGGAAAUUCCCUAAUUUAAAAUUGAAUGUUUAGAAUAAAUGAUUCUUAGAAAUGAAGAACAACAACAUUAUCACUGAAAUAUUAAAUGGUAACCUUGAACUCCAAAAUACGUUUCAUGAUACUGUAAGGUUAUGUAACGUUAUGACAACAGUGAUGGCCACAGACAGGACCUACAACCUUUUGUUUCCAAAAUCAAAGCUUCAGCAGAGGUGAGAGCUGUAAUAUGCUCAGAAGAUAUCUUCAUCCACAUUCAGUCAAGAAGAGAAGAGAACCCACCCCUUUCAAUACCAUGUGAAAACUGAAAACCACAGGAAUACUAGAUGGUGUGUAACACAGCAGUUAUGUUACAGCCAGCUUUGGACAGAAACAAAUCAAUACGAAUCUACUUGCACAUUCAGCCAUCAAAUAUUAUUAAUAAUUCAGCACACACACACAUUUUAUGCAAAACUGUGAUAACUGUGUUUUACAUGCUGAAAAUAAUGUAUGAUAUUUCUAAUCUCAAUAAAUAUAAGCAAUUUCAAAAUAUA